AUGGCCUCUAAGGGACCGUCUGUCUCCACUCCCAAUAAAGACUGCCAAAAAUGCAAGUCCCGACGUAUCCCGUGUGAUCGGACCCUGCCCAAGUGUCGAAAAUGCAUCUCGCGAAAUUUCGACUGCCCGGGGUAUGGGGUCCAUCUACGAUGGGAUCAAGGCGUUGCAAGCAGAGGAAAGCUAAUGGGCCGAUGUGUGCCUUUGGAGAAGGAUCUUCCCAAGCAGGUUGAGGUUCCCUCGCCUCUCACAAUCCAGCCCAGUCCAAUUUUCAAUCAACUCACAUCUCAAUUAAUCCGCCACUUUGACCAAGGCGUCGCGACGAAGCUUGCUUGGAUCGAUGGCCCAGGGAAUCUGUGGCGGAAUUUUGUCCUGCCCUUGUCGCAUACUUCACCGACGGUUCUCUUCUCCGUGCUGGCCAUGGCAUCGGAGGAUCUGGCAUGCAAGUAUCCGGCCGAUCAUCCUUGGUUUAGCAGAUUGCGGGGAGUUUCCGGCCAUAAUCGUGAUAAAGCUCUGUCGUCGCUGGCGCAACAGCUGAGCCUUUUCCAGACAGUCACGAAUCCUUCCGCUUGGGCUCACCCCGCUCGCUGUGCUCUGGCUUCCAUGCUUCUUCUGUAUAAUACGGAGCUUCUCACGGCUGAGGAUGAUCGAUGGCCGAUCCACAUCCAAGGCGCGAGGGCGAUUGUCCAAUGGAAGUCUCAAGCCACGCAGCAUGCCGGAUCUGUCGAUCUGUCUGACGUCUUCCUUCUCUACGAAUACUACUUUACUUCCGUCUUUAUGAAUCUAACGCGAUUUGAUCCAAGCGAUGAUAUAUCUGAGGAUAUCCCCACCCAUGGCAGUAUUAGCUUUUUCUCUGAUUUCGUUCGAAUCAUACACGCCAUCACUCGAGCCGAACGCCUGAGAUCUGCGCCAUCGUUGAAAUCAGAACUCCCACGUCUCGAAGAGGUCUUUGACGAAACCGUGGCCGCAAAGGACAAAAUCAUCCACAUGGGUCACACCAUGGAGUUCAAAUCCAGCGAGGCCCGCUGUGACUUCGAGUACCUCGUGUACAUGUAUUAUCAUGCGAUCCUGAUCUACAGCCAGCGUGUUCUCUCAGACAAUCCCUCCGAAGAAUUCAUCCAGCUAUCGCGAGACGCCAUUUUCACCCACCUUUCCUAUCUUUCGCGCAGUGCGUACUUCGCUCAUGAUCUGGUGUGGCCAGUGUUCAUCGCAGGAUCAGAGUGCCGCGGGAUUCCAAGUAUGCAGGAGACGGUCGAGCAUGCCAUGCUGAAUAUCAUGCAGCUCAGUGGGAGAUUGGAUCGGCAUCGGGUCUUGUCGUUUCUCAAGACAUUUUGGGCUUUGGAUCUCGAGCCCGGCGUUACGUGGAUUCACCUAGCAAGAGCAAAGCCUAUUGACCAUCGCUUCUUGAUAUUUUGA
This is a messenger RNA of Aspergillus steynii IBT 23096, 1413 nucleotides long. Its product is annotated as Zn(II)2Cys6 transcription factor. Gene Ontology annotation, biological process: positive regulation of transcription by RNA polymerase II. The coding region runs from base 1 to 1413 and encodes 470 amino acids. Gene Ontology annotation, molecular function: zinc ion binding; DNA-binding transcription factor activity, RNA polymerase II-specific; transcription cis-regulatory region binding. The transcript has 2 exons. Gene Ontology annotation, cellular component: nucleus. NCBI's taxonomy places the organism in Eukaryota, Fungi, Ascomycota, Eurotiomycetes, Eurotiales, Aspergillaceae. The record is from RefSeq and is a predicted model, not a curated record.